This is a messenger RNA of Dovyalis caffra, 1515 nucleotides long. NCBI's taxonomy places the organism in Eukaryota, Viridiplantae, Streptophyta, Magnoliopsida, Malpighiales, Salicaceae. The record is from the annotation of a GenBank genome assembly.
AUGGGGACGGAGAUAUUAAUAAAGAAGUGGGGUACAUGGGAGGAACUGUUACUGGGUGGGGCCGUGAUCCGGCACGGUACACGAAACUGGAAUUUGGUUGCCUCGGAGCUCCGUGCCCGAACCGUUAAUUGCCCGUAUACUUUCACACCUGAGAUAUGUAAAGCAAAGUAUGAGGACUUGCAACAACGUUAUUCGGGAUGCAAAGCUUGGUUUGAAGAGCUGCGGAAGCAAAGAAUGAUGGAGUUGAGGCGAGCUUUAGAACAAUCUGAAGGCUCAAUUGGGUCACUGGAAUCAAAACUUGAAAUUCUCAAGGCUGAGAGAAGGGAGGAUUGUCAUGUCAGUUAUGACUCCAGCCAGACAGAAUCACCUGUACCAUUUCAGAGAUGUGGAGUCGAGUCAUCCAGUAGAGAGACAUCUAAGGAUGGACUAUCUGCUGGUAGUUUUACUCAGGACACAAUAACAAAUUGGGCUCCUGAAUGUCGAAUUCCAACUUCUGUGCCAGCUGCAGAAGUAGAGAUUAAGCCAGAAGUUUUAAUGUCUCCUGAAGAGAAAAAAGGUUUGAGCAUAUGGAAGCUGUCAGAUAGCAUAUUUGCAGGACAGAUAAGUGGUUUAAAAAGAAGGAGAGGGAAGCGAAAGCGGAAAGAUUGUAAUAAGGAUGUAAAGGAAGGGAGUGUUGGAGAAAGUGAGUUUUUGGGGUCAGCCGAAGUUUUAUCUGCUACUCGCUGUAAAGAUAAUUCUACUAGCACCUCUGGUCAAAUUGCAAGAUGUUCUAGUAUUGGUGAUCGAUCCAAAGGUUCGAGCAAGGAUGUGGUGGAUGUCAGGGUGAUUUUUGAUUCUAUUGCAGAGAACAAAUGUGCCUCUGUGUUUUGUCGGCGUCUUGAUAGCCAGAAGAGAGGAAGAUAUAAGAAAAUGAUCUUGCAGCACGUGGAUAUUGAUACCAUAAGAUCAAGAAUUGCAAGUGGCUCCAUUACAACAGCUAAAGAAGUCUUUCGGGAUCUGCUUCUACUUUCUAACAAUGCAUUGGUCUUUUAUUCCAAGACUACUCGUGAAUACAAAUCUGCAUUGCUUCUGAGAGACAUCGUUACGAAAAGUCUGCAGCAGAAUCUUAAGAACUAUAUUACCAAGGCCACCAUUACCUUUCUCUCAACCACGUCACCUUUGCUUAACCCUCCUGUUAAAGCUCGAAGUGCUCGUCCUGGUAAUGGGAAAUCGUCAGGAAAGGUGACAAAAGCUGCGAAGCUUGUUGCUAAAACUCCAAACACGGGUAAAAGACCAAAUAAUGCCAAUUCACGUCCUUUAGCAGAAUCUUUCGCCUUGAGAGAGAAAGGCUCACAUUCCCCUCCUUUAGCAGAAUCUUCAGUCCUCAAAAAGAAAAGCUCACAUUCCCAUCCGUCAGCAGAAUCUUUAGCCAUGAGAAAGAAGGGCUCUAGCCGACCAAGAAAAACUGGACAAAGAAGUACUACCCAACGCUUCCAAAGUCCGCCAAAAGGAAGGAAGAGAUCUCGGGUUAAGUGA